This is a messenger RNA of Nematocida major, 951 nucleotides long. RefSeq names its product meiotic recombination protein SPO11. Gene Ontology annotation, molecular function: ATP binding; DNA topoisomerase type II (double strand cut, ATP-hydrolyzing) activity; DNA binding. Gene Ontology annotation, cellular component: nuclear chromosome. Lineage: Eukaryota; Fungi; Microsporidia. The transcript has a single exon. The coding region runs from base 1 to 951 and encodes 316 amino acids. The record is from RefSeq and is a predicted model, not a curated record. Gene Ontology annotation, biological process: meiotic DNA double-strand break processing; meiotic DNA double-strand break formation; reciprocal meiotic recombination.
AUGGGAAAAAAUCAGCUGAGCAUUCAGACGAUCAUGUCCAUCGUAAAGAAGAAGGAUGCAUUUCUGAUGGAGUACGCGCAGAGUGCGCACGCUCCCAGGGUGUACGAAGACAUUAUGUGCCUUCUGAACGAGAUACUCUCUGGGAGAAUAUCCGUGCAGAAAGCCACGGGACUCCUUAGCGUGUACUACGUGCUUCUCACGGAGGAGAAGGAAAUAACGAUUCGGGAGGUCUUUUAUCGGUGCAAGCGGGUGUUUUCCCACCAGAAUCACGUGAUAAAGGCUCUGGAGUGCAUAAAGAAAAGGACGCAGUUGGAGCUCCAGAACGUAGUCCCGGGGAAUAAGGGCCUUGUAAACGGAGCCUGCACGAUAGAAAGGGAGGGCGAGGCGAUAGAAAUAAAGCACACGACGGUCAUACCGAGAAUACGCCCUGGGGACCGGCUCAUUGCAGCUUCUCGGGUCGUUCUUGUGGUGGAGAAAGAGGCUGUUUUCAACGAGAUCGUGCAGAAAAAGGCAAGACUUGAGGAGGUUUUGGGAGAGCCCGCAAUAAUUGUAACGGGAAAAGGGUAUCCCUGCAGGAACACGCUCCUGUUCCUUAUGAUGGCGUCGAAUAUGCAGGUCUUUGGACUCUUCGACUGCGACCCGCACGGGCUCUGCAUAUACACCGUGUACAAGCACGGAAGCAGGAGAAAUCCCGCUCUGAAAGUCCCAGGAAUAAAGCGGAUUGGCGUCUUCCUGCACGACCUUCAGGAGAGGGGGGAAAGCCUCCAGGAGAUCACGGAGGAGAGGCAGCUCUCCCUCGUGAAAAACCUCCUCGCGAGGCACAGGGAGCUUGGGAACGACAUAAACAUAAUGGAGAAAACCCGAAAAAAAGCCUCCAUAGAAGACAUUUCCGGGAGCAGAGAAAUAGCCGAGUAUGUAGCCCAAAAAAUCAGGCGAUCAGAAAGCGGGUAG